UGUCCGGUAUGUUUCACAAAAUAUUUGUUUCCUGUUCUUUCAGUGAUAAAUCGUCAACAUGCCUCCAAAGAAGGAUUCAAAAGGAGGAGCAAAACAACCACAAAAGACCCAAAAGAAAAAAGAAGGGUCUGGUGGUGGUAAAGCCAAAAAGAAGAAGUGGUCAAAAGGAAAAGUUCGUGAUAAGUUAAACAAUCAAGUGUUGUUCGAUAAAGCUACAUAUGAAAAAUUAUACAAAGAAGUACCACAAUACAAACUUAUUACACCAUCUGUUGUAUCUGAACGUUUGAAGGUACGAGGAUCUUUGGCACGAAGGGCGUUGAUUGAACUUCAACAAAAAGGAUUAAUUAAGCAAGUUAUCCAACACCACGCGCAAUUAAUCUACACCCGUACCACAAAAGGUGAUGAUCCUGUAGCAUAAGAUGUAUACAUUUAUUAAUAAAUUUAUUAAAAAACUUUAAUAAAUA
Molecule: messenger RNA, 464 nt
Organism: Chrysoperla carnea
Lineage: Eukaryota; Metazoa; Arthropoda; Insecta; Neuroptera; Chrysopidae
Gene: RpS25
Product: 40S ribosomal protein S25
Exons: 4
Coding region: 59-418 (119 amino acids)
Cellular component (GO): cytosolic small ribosomal subunit
Molecular function (GO): structural constituent of ribosome
Source: RefSeq, a predicted model, not a curated record